UCACACAUUCGUAAGAUUUUGCACAGAAAGAGCAGAGCAGCAAGUUAUAAAACAAAGCUCACUGCCUGACGCCUGAAUAAAGGGUUAAAAAGGAGCCCAACGGGGGAGGAGGGAGAAAGAGAAGAGAGCAGCAGCCUUGUUAGAUCAUUACUAAAUGCUGCAGCUCCAACUCGUACGGCUAAUAAGGAAUCUCUCCUCUCACACUGACUCCGUACAGACCUCUCACAUGCAGGUCAGUUCUGCCUCUCUUCCUCAUCCUGCCGCAGGAGGAAAUAUCGUGAGAGAAUGCUACAUCCCAUAAUGCUUUGCACUCCGAGAGGAAAGUCGUAACUCUAGUGUGUCGUGCACAUUUUGAACAGCAGGCAUUUUUUCCAAAUGUAAACAGAUUAGUAUAGGUGGCCUGAGAUGAACUAGAAAAUGUACAGACAGAGGAGGCGCAAAUGAAGAAAACAGGUAGAUAUAAAGAAAAGAAACAAAAUCGGAAUAACGAAUCAAUGGAGAACUUGUUAACGGAGCUUCCUUUUGCAAAUGCUGACAUUUGUUCUGUGUUUGAAUUGAUUAGAACACCGGACAAAAAAAUAAAAAAGAAAAGAAAAAGAAAAGGUAUUGAAGAAAAUGAAGAUGGUGGUGAAAAUAAAAAACAGAAAAGGGCCAAUUAUUUUGUAUCGCUCCCGAUUUUAAAUCCUAAGAUUCUUGGUGACAUCAGUACAUUCCAAGAUGCUGUGCUAAAGAAGGAGCCAAAACUGUCCAGAGCUAUGGUUCCAAAGGGCUCAUUCCAUCUUACUCUCUUUGUUACACAUUUAGCUAAUGAAGAGGAAGUGAGUCUAGCAGCAAGUUCUUUUUUGGAAAUCAAAAGACCAGUGGAAGAAAUUUUGGAUGGUAAUCCCUUGAUUUUAUCAUUUCGAGGAGUGACUGAAUUUAGAAAUGAAGUUGUGUUUGGAAAGAUAACAGAGGGGGAUUCCCAAGCUACACUGAAAAAAAUAAGCGAGGCAAUAGAGAGGAUAUUUAAGGAGAAGGGUAUUAUUGCAUUCGGAUACAAAGGAUUUGUGCCCCAUUUAACUUUUAUAAAGCUAUCGAGAUCACCAAAGCUACGUAGGCAGGGUCUGAAAAAAAUUAAUGCUAGUCUCUAUGAAGAUUUUAAAGAGCAUAAUUUUGGAGAAGAGUUAAUGGCUCGGCUGGAUCUCUGCUCCAUGUUAAAGAAACGGCAGGAAAAUGGCUACUACCAUACUGAAGCCUCCAUUUACUUUGACUCUGCAGCUAAUCAUGAUAGUGGUGACAGUGAGGAGAUAGCGAAAGAUUCAUCCACUGCUAUUGUCGCAGGCAAGCUUACGCAGUCUGAAGAUCAUACAAAAGGGGAUUCUGUGUUUCAUUCAGAAUCAGUUACCUCCACUUCCAGUGAAUCAAGUGGUUCAUCUAGCAAAAAUUCUCUUGUUGGAGGCAUGGAUGGCAAUCUUGCUGGGGGUUCAGAAUCUAUUAACAAUAAUGACAACAUGAACUUAAAACAGUUUAGUGCUCAUAUAAAAGCACCAGUUGUACAAGGAAGACAAAACCAAGGAGAAGCAAAAUCUUCAUUCACAAAGAAGAAAACUUUCAGUGUCAUGCCUUUAAAUGACGGUAGCUCACCAAAGCAAAAAAAUAAAAUGAAAAAGAAGACACUCUGUGGUCAAGUUAAAGAUACGAGUCAAAUCAACACUCGGCAGACAACUACACUGGAUCUAAAAGAGACAUCCCUUGUUGAACUGGUUUCUUUACAAAAACAGAGAAUGCAAGUUGAGCAGGAGAAAAGGGAGCAAAAUGAGAAUAACAUGUCUCUUCUAUUAGAUAGAUUAACAAUGAUCCAAGAACAUCAAAGGUACACAAACAAAAACCUGAAUGGGUUAAACAAGAAGCUAUCUUUUAUUUCCAAACAACUUGGCCAGAUUGUGCAGCUUCUUCAACCAUCAGCAGGUAUCUCCACUUCCUCACUGUCCCAACCAUUAGAGGCUACACCUAUUGAUAAAGGCAGUGAAGAACAAUCUACAAUAAAAGAGGUCAAGCAUCUUGAGGAUACUUAAAGAGAACAGGGAAAUUAAAAAUUGCAAAUACCCAGCACUAUAGAUCAGUUGGCAAAAUUAUGUGAUGUUUUAUUUUUCUAAAUUGUGUGAUGUCGUAAAAAUCCUCUUAAGACACCUAUUGUUAUGGUGAAUCAAAUUGUUUUGGCUGUCUGUGAAAUAAUACAGUUCAGCCAUGUUUUGUUUUGUUUUUUUAUUAUAACCAAACUUUGGUUAGUCGUCUGGGCAAAGCCACUACCAAAGAUCCUUUUUAACAAACAUAGGGGAAAAAAAGCACAGUUAGAGGUGUGUGUGUGUGUGUGUGUGCAUAAAGUUCCCCCUGUUGUAAAAUAGAAGGAUUUUAUAAGAAACUGAGGAGUUCUGUGACCACAUAAAAGUAUGAGGAGGCAAUAUAUUUAAGCUGCCCAACUACUUCAAAGUCAUCCUCUGUCUGGGCAGUCCUACUCUCAAUUCCAUUUGAUUCAUUAAGAAUUCUACUGCUUCGUUUACACAGGGAGCAAGUUUUACUUGCAGCUUGCUUGCUUUCAGUGUUAAAACUCCCAAAUGGUUGCCCUUUUUAUUGGCCACCUCUGCAAUCACCUGACUGUAGCUGGGAAGCAUGGGAGCUAAUACUGGCCAGUAAAAAGGGUAACCAUUUGGGAGUUAACCGUGGAGGCAAGCACGCUGCAAGUAAAACUCACCUCCUGUGUACAAUGUUUAAUCAAGCAGUAGAAUUCUUAAUGGGUCAGAUGAAAUUGAGAGUAGGACUGGUCAGACCAGGGAUGACUGACAUAGUUAGCCAGUUUAAAUAUAUUGCAAUAUAGAGACAAACAAUCCCUGUUUUUUUUUUUUUUUUGAAGGGGGCAUUAGCUUAAUGCACAGACCCUCAUAUGUAAUUAAAGGCCCUAAGUGCAGUAGCAUCCAAUAAGAAGUUUGCUUUUAAACAGGUGACCAGUUAAUGCUAACUUCUGAUUUGUUGCUAUGGGUUACUGCAUCUGAGCAAACUUAGUACCUUUUACUACAUAACCCCCAGAAGGUAUUAAUGUCUGUAAUAUAUGUUGAUUAUGGAUGAGUGCAGAGGAUCUUUUAUCUGUAUAUACAUUUUGUGGUCACCGCCUCAUUGCACCCACCUAAUGGUUAUGGGUAUAUUUGGUUACAAACAGUGUGUGUUUAGUCUAUAUAACCUGAAAAUAUUAUACAGUAUUACUUUAUAGGGAAAGUAUGAAAGUAUAGCCCAAACUGAUUUUUUCAUUUUAUUUUUAUGAGAGGAGUUGGUUACUGUGGAUUUGUAGGUACCGGUCGUUCCACUAGCACAAUAGACAGUGACCAUUCCUUGCUUUUAGUUGGGCAAGGGUCAACAUCUGUUUGCCUUUUUGCUGUGGUUUGUUUUUUAAUUUAUUGUGGACCUCAUUUGGUUUUUCCAAUCUAUUUUUUUUUACCUUCUUGUCUGCAAGCCUACAGGCACAGUACAUCCUGAAUCAGCCAUACCAUUUGCCUUGUACACAGAUAAACACAUUUGGUGAUUAUCGCAACAGAAGUAACAACUGCCCAGCUGACCAGUAAUCCCUAUCCACACUUUCCUACCCAUUAUUGUACGAAACCAAACUUCACUAAAGUGAUAUGGUUGACUGACUUUUAGUCCGAUAUUGUGACAUAUUUAUUAACACUGAGGACAAACAUCACCAGUGAUCAACAAUUAGAUUUGAACGGUCACCUACAAGUUAGCAGCAAAUCAGAUUUUUGUUUUCUAUGGGCAAUGUCACUGGUGAUGUUAGUUUCCAUUUUUAAUAAAUACACCCCAUUGUGUAAUAUGUUCAACCCAUUUAGUCUUUUAUCCCAAACAACCACUUUGUGUGGUUAAAGUUUAUUGUGUUUAGAAUGUAAAAGUAAAAACAAUAUCUCAUUGAACUUCAAUUUAAAUUCAUAUAUUAGAGGCAUAUUAGCUACCCAUCAACGGUUGGGUAAGAGAGAUCUGAUGUCAGAAAUUGGAAUGACUUUCACUUGUUCUUGUUUUCUGACAGUGUAAGGUUUUAUGUGGAACCUAAAGCAGGGCGAAGACAUAGGGCAAUUAGUUGGCGCGACUGUUAAAAAAAACAAACAUAGAUCGAUAUACUCGAUCGAUAUAGUCUAAUCGGGCAUCAUUUGCGACACACGCCCCGUGUGUCUUUGCUAGAUUGCCACCUCAGUUUUUUAUUAGAUGUCAAGAACAGGUUUUAGGUUUUAGAUCCCCAGAGUUCCAUGAAGCACAGACUUGUUUUAACACAACCACAAGUUGUAUUGUCCACUGGAAAUUAAGUGGAAUUAGUUUUCGAGUCUGGCUUCUGACAUGGCUAAAGGCGGGGGCCCCCAACCUUUUUUACUUGUGAGCCACAGUCAAAUGUAAAAAGACUUGAAGAGCAACACAAGCAUCAUAAAAGUUCACGGAGGUGCCAAACAAUGGCUAGGAUUGGAUAUUAGGCAGCCUCUAUGCACACUAUCAGCUUACAGGGGGCUUUAUUUGGUAGUAAAUCUUGUUUUUAUUCAACCAAAACUUGCCACCAAGGUAGGAGUUCAAAAAUAACUACCUGUUUUGUGGGCACCGAGAGCAACAUGUUGCUCACAAACCAUUGGUUGGAGAUCACUGGUUAAAGGGGUUGCCAGAUGACAACUUUGGUGUUGUGUCAUGCCGUUGAAAAUCAUUCAUCAUCCGGUAGAUGGGAGUAGCUAGCUAAAACAUGGGGCUUACAGCACUGACAUCAUGAUGUUGCUGCAAUGCAGAAAUCAGUUUUUGUAAACUUGAAGGAAGCAUAGAGUACACAAACAAUGUGUGAGAGCUUUAAAAUAAAAAAUAAUGUUCUAUGGUAAAAAGAAAUGUAAAAAAAAUAAAAACUUUUUGAGUGAUUA
Molecule: messenger RNA, 4913 nt
Organism: Xenopus tropicalis (tropical clawed frog)
Lineage: Eukaryota; Metazoa; Chordata; Amphibia; Anura; Pipidae
Gene: akap7
Product: A-kinase anchoring protein 7
Source: RefSeq, marked validated